Molecule: messenger RNA, 4140 nt
Organism: Amblyraja radiata (thorny skate)
Lineage: Eukaryota; Metazoa; Chordata; Chondrichthyes; Rajiformes; Rajidae
Exons: 14
Coding region: 337-3942 (1201 amino acids)
Biological process (GO): protein ubiquitination
Molecular function (GO): ubiquitin-protein transferase activity; zinc ion binding; protein binding
Source: RefSeq, a predicted model, not a curated record
GUUGCAGAGGGACUGAGAGUCAUAUUGGAUGUUCUCAGUCCAACAUAGAGGCUUCCCGCACUCUCCAUCGAGGAAACCAAGACACCUGGAACUGCAGGCGCUGGACUUAGUCUUUCCAAAGCCCCUCUCUUAGCUUUCGUCUGUAAUGUCUAACGGACCCCUCCCCCGUCUGAGAUUAGUUGGAAGUGGCCAGGACAUUGAACACUGAACACUUGCAGCCAAAUAACAUGCAUUGCCCGGAAUGGCAGCGAGCGCAGUGGACACACGCGGUACUGCAGGGGGUCAGCAGCUUUACGUUAGUGACAACAUUUUGAACUCGGAAGUGCUGCAGUUAAAAUGGCUGCGAAAGACCAGGUCGAGAGUUGGACCGCGGAGGUAGUUUGUCCCAUCUGCAAAGAUUUCUUCACCAAUCCGGUGGCGCUGAAGUGCGGACACAACUUCUGCAGCUCCUGCAUCACACAGAGUUGGGACAGGGAGGGGAGAAACUCCUGCCCGGAAUGUAGAGAGGAAUCUACAGACCGCACCCUCAGGGUGAAUCGGGCCUUGGUUAGACUGUCUGAGAAAGCUCGAACACUGAGCCUGAAUCUCAAAGCGAAGAAAAGUAAACUUCAGUGCGAGGAACAUCAGGAAGAACUGAAGCUGUUUUGUAAAACUGACAAGAAACUGAUCUGUUUGAUUUGUGCAACUGCGCGGGAACACAAGUCUCACAGCUUAACGCUGAUAGAAGAAGCAAUUGAAUUCUACAAGGAACAGGUGAAAUCUUCCUUCGAAUCUCUCACAGAAAAGGAAUCGGAGAUCCAGAAAAUGGAGCAGAAACAGAAAGAGAGCAUUUCUGGAGUUCAGGAAGAGUCACACAACCUUCAGUCACUGCUCACAUCCCAGUUUGCAGAGCUGCACCAGAUUCUCACUGUGAAAGAGCAGCGCUUACUCGGAGGUGUCCGGGAAGAAGAGGAGAAGAUUAUAAAAACUAUGGAGAAAAAUCUUCAAGAGAUACAAGAGAAUUUAAAUUCCAUUCAGAUGGAACUCUCAAAGUUACGGGAACAGGCAAACCACAAGGACGGUGUAAUAUUUCUGAAGGAGGAAGCUGGUCGUAACAGCAGGGUUAUUGAUGAAACCAAAACAAUGUUGGCGGUAUAUGUAGCGUUGCCCAUUGAAAACUAUGAUCGCACCUUUUUCUACAACAUGGCAUUGAGAGAAACAUCUGAUAUCAUCAAACGAGUCUCCGUCACCCUGGAUGUGGAAACAGCGGGUCCGCUGCUCGAGGUGUCUGAGGAUCGGAAGAGGGUGAGAUGUACCCGGACCGAGACCCGGAGGAGUCUUCCUGACACCGGGAAGAGGUUUACAGACAGUACGUGUGUGCUAGGAUCGGAGGGAUUCACAUCAGGGAGACAUUACUGGGAGGUGGAGGUGGCGGGGAGUGAGUGGUGGAGUCUGGGAGUCGCCGCAGAGUCUGUGGAGAGGAAGAGACGGGUCACACUGACCCCGGAGACUGGUGUCUGGAGCAUCGGGCGGUUGGAUGACGAGUUUGAUGCAGUCACCUCCCCUCCAUCCCGUCUCCCCGCCCGUCCCAUCCCUGGGAGGGUGGGAAUUUAUCUCAGUUACGAGUCCGGUACAGUUUCAUUUUACGACGCGGACACCAAGUCCCAUCUCCACACCUUCACUGAGAAUAAAUUCACGGAGAAGCUUUAUCCUUUCUUAUGGCCUUGUGAUGGAAACUGGCUGAGAAUGUGCUCCGGUUCCGCUCCGGGUGUGUCUGUUGACCCUCGCUCAUUCACCUACCCCAACAGUCGACCAUCGCUCCUGGGCGGCCCGAGACCACACUGUGGACGCUCGCGCUCCCGGCCCGUCCAACUGUCAACGCUCGCGCUCCCGGGCGGCCCGACCAACUGUGGACGCGCGCACUCCCGCCCAGACCACACUGUGGACGCGCGCGCUCCCGGGCCCAGACCAACUGUCAACGCUCGCUCCCCCCGCGCCCGAUCAACUGUCAACGCUCGCGCUCCCGGGCCCAGACCAACUGUCAACGCUCGCUCCCCCCGCGCCAGACCAACUGUCAACGCUCGCGCUCGCGCCCAGACCAACUGUCAACGCUCGCGCUCCCGCCCAGACCAACUGACAGCGCUCGCUCCCGCGCCCAGACCAACUGUCAACGCUCGCGCUCGCGCCCAGACCAACUGUCAACGCUCGCUCCCCCCGCGCCCAGACCAACUGUCAACGCUCGCGCUCCCGCCCAGACCAACUGUCAACGCUCCCGCGCCCAGACCAACUGACAGCGCUCGCUCCCGCGCAAUGGCGGCCGUUGCUUCCCGCGCUGAGAGCGGCCGCUUCUUUUCAAAGCCUAAAUGCCGAUGUUGUGAAGCAGCAUCUGCAGUUCCAUGUUUCUGCAUCUUCACACUGAACACUUGCAGCCGGAUUACAUUCAUUCCCCGAGACGGCUGCGUGCGCAGUGGACACACGCGGUACUGCAGGAGGGGUCAGCAGUUCAGGGAAAGGGAAUCCUCUUUUGAACCAGGAAGAGGAGGAGUUAAAAUGGCAUCGAACGACCAGGUCGAGAGUUGGACCGCGGAGAUAAUUUGUCCCAUCUGCCUGGAUUUCUUCACCGAUCCGGUGUCACUGGAUUGUGGGCACAACUUCUGCCGCUCCUGCAUCACACAGAGUUGGGACAGGGAGGGGAGAAACUCCUGUCCGGAAUGUAGAGAGGAAUUUACAGACCGCACCCUCAGGGUGAAUCGGGCCUUGGCGAGACUGUCUGAGAAAGCUCGAACACUGAGCCUGAUUCGGACAGAGAAGGCAAGAAAACUUCAAUGCGAGGAACAUCAGGAAGAACUGAAGCUGUUUUGUGAAACUGACAAGAAGCUGAUCUGUGUGAUUUGUGCAGCCGGACAGGAACACAAAGCUCACAACUUCACGCUGAUAGCAGAAGCUGCAGAAUUCUACAAGGAUCAGGUGAAAUCUUCCUUCGAAUCUCUCACAACAAAUGAAUCAGACAUCCAGCAAAUGGAGCAGCAACAGAAACUGAAUAUUUCUGGAGUUCUGGAACAGUCACACAACCUUCAGUCCAAGAUCACAUCCCAGUUUGCUCAACUGCACCAGAUUCUCACUGAGAAAGAACAGCGCGUACUGGCAGAUAUCCGAGAGGAAGAGAAGAAGAUUCUAAAUUCAAUGGGGAAAAAUCUUGGAGAGAUUCAAGAGAAUUUAAAAUCUAUUCAGGAGGAUCUCUUUAAGUUGCAGCAACACAUGGGUCAAAAAGACAGUGCGGUGUUUCUGAAGGAGGAAGCUGGUUGUAAGCGAAGGGUUCGUGAUGAUGCCAAACCACUGUCGGUGGUAGAUGAUGCCUUGCAGAUUGAAAAGUUUAAUUGCCCUGUUUUGUUCAACACGACAUUCAAAGAAAUAUCUGAUGACUUCAAGCGAGUCUCCGUCACCCUGGAUAUGGAAGCAGCGCAUCCGCGGCUCGAGGUGUCUGAGGAUCGGAAGAAGGUGAGAUGGGCCGAGACCCGAAGGAGUCUCCCUGACACCGGGAAGAGGUUUACAGUCGCGGUGUGUGUGCUGGGAUCGGAGGGAUUCACAUCGGGGAGACAUUACUGGGAGGUGGAGGUGGCGGGGAGUCGGGGCUGGAGUUUGGGAGUCGCCGCAGAGUCUGUGGAGAGGAAGAGAGGGGUCACACUGACCCCCGAGACUGGUGUCUGGAGGAUCUGGCGGCGGCAAGGCGAGUUUGAUGCACUCACCUCCCCAACAUCCCGUCUCCCCGCCCGUCCCAUCCCCGGGAGGGUGGGAGUUUAUCUCAGUUACGAGUCCGGGACAGUUUCAUUUUACGACGCGGACACCAAGUCCCAUGUCCACACCUUCACAGGGAAUAAAUUCACGGAGAAACUUUAUCCGUUCUUUGGGACUUGGGAUGGAAAUUGGCUGAGAAUCUGCUCCGGUUCCGAUCCGGGUGUGUAAAAUGGUCGGGUCCCAGGACCGGCGUCAGGAGCGGGGCACAGUGCCUGUGGGGCAGAAACCCGGUGGACAACAGGUCGGCGCUGAACGGCUCCCAUUUAAUCCCCAAAUUCCGCGUCGUAAAAUCCCAGUGAGCGUGGAAAUAAAACCAGGAGGAAUGUAAAUGUGGGAAGAGUGAAAUAAACAGCAACUGAAAUCAGA